Messenger RNA from Aspergillus sclerotioniger CBS 115572, 1525 nucleotides. Its product is annotated as putative PP-loop ATPase superfamily protein. Gene Ontology annotation, biological process: tRNA wobble position uridine thiolation. The record is from RefSeq and is a predicted model, not a curated record. Gene Ontology annotation, cellular component: cytosolic tRNA wobble base thiouridylase complex; mitochondrion. Gene Ontology annotation, molecular function: tRNA binding. Bases 61 to 1278 code for a protein of 405 amino acids. The transcript has a single exon. NCBI's taxonomy places the organism in Eukaryota, Fungi, Ascomycota, Eurotiomycetes, Eurotiales, Aspergillaceae.
CAUCGCCUCCACCUCCACCACCCUGAACUUCCCCUCCCAACCAACACAAGGCACACCAAAAUGCCGCCCUCUCCCUGCGCCCUGUGCCACACCAAACGGGCGGUGAUUAUCCGACCCAAGGAUCGCCAAAAGCUCUGCCGCGAAUGCUUCCUGCAGGUAUUCGAAACCGAAGUCCACGAAACCAUCACCACCACCUCGCUCUUCCAUCGGGGCGAACGAAUCGCGAUCGGCGCCAGCGGCGGCAAAGACAGCACAGUCCUCGCCUCGGUCCUCAAGACCCUCAACGAACGAUAUGACUACGGCCUCGACCUCUGCCUCCUCUCCAUCGACGAAGGAAUCAAAGGCUACCGCGACGACAGUCUCGAGACCGUGAAGCGCAAUGCCGAACAAUACAACAUGCCGCUCGUGAUCGUCAGCUACGGGGACCUGUACGGGUGGACAAUGGACCAGGUGGUCGCGCAGGUCGGAAAGAAGGGCAACUGCACGUACUGCGGCGUGUUCCGACGACAAGCACUAGAUCGGGGCGCGGCGCGACUGGGCAUCAAGCACGUGGUGACGGGACACAACGCGGACGAUGUAGCGGAAACAGUAAUGAUGAACCUGUUACGUGGAGAUCUGCCCCGCCUAUCUCGAGGCACGAGCAUCGUGACGGGAUCGGCAGCGUCGGAUAUCAAGCGCAGUAAGCCGUUGAAGUACGCUUACGAGAAGGAGAUUGUGCUGUAUGCGCAUCAUAAACAGUUGGACUACUUCAGUACAGAGUGUAUCUAUUCGCCCGAGGCGUUCCGGGGCAGUGCGCGCACGCUGAUCAAGGACCUGGAGAAGAUUCGGCCCAGCUCGAUUCUGGAUAUUGUGCGCAGUGGCGAGGAUAUGGCGCUGUUGGUGCCCGCGGAGGUGCGGGGGAAGGCGGCGACGGAGGACGAGGAGGGCGGCGCUGGUGGAGGUUGCGGUAGUCAGAACGGGCGUACGCGCGGGGGAGAGAUGGCGGAGAUGGAGAGGAAGUUGGCGGAGGAUGAGGCGGCCAAGGAUCGAGAGACGGAGAUUACAAUGCCGCGGAGGCAGCCAGAGCCGUCGCAGAAGAAGGUCAAGUCGCAGGUUUUAGGGACAUGUGAGCGGUGCGGAUAUAUCUCGAGUCAGCGGGUGUGCAAGGCGUGCACGCUGCUGGAGGGUUUGAAUAAGAACCGGCCAAAGACAGCGAUUGAGGUGGGUUUGGAGGAUGAGGAGAGCAGUUCGACGUUGCGGAGACAGAUGGAGCAGGUUGAGCUGGGAGGUGAUCCUUGAUAAGCUCUGGACCUAUGCAUAGUCUGCACACAGCAGACAGAAACAUGAAGCAUCCGCAACGAUCCGCCCUGCAUCAGACCCAGUCGGUCCUAUCCGACUUAUGUGCCAUGACAGAUACCUCUAGAUAUAGAUGUCCACUUCUCCUCAUCCCAUUCUUCACCCGGGAUUUGACCCAUCUAUAAUACAUCCAUCAUAUAUAGAUACACCCAAUAUCAUACAAACUCACCAAGCCCAAUAAACAAGAAUA